Fomitopsis serialis is the source of this 1286-nucleotide messenger RNA. Its product is annotated as P-loop containing nucleoside triphosphate hydrolase protein. Lineage: Eukaryota; Fungi; Basidiomycota; Agaricomycetes; Polyporales; Fomitopsidaceae. The record is from RefSeq and is a predicted model, not a curated record. The coding region runs from base 212 to 970 and encodes 252 amino acids. Gene Ontology annotation, cellular component: cytoplasm. The transcript has 8 exons.
GUCUCGGCCUCGAGUCCCUGAUUCUGUUUGGAUUCUGUCAUACAAAGGUCCUGCGAUAACUCAUAGCAGCGGCCAGCAACUAAACUUCGAUAACACCACUCCCGGCCACAACUACCAACUGGCUCGCUAUUGCUGGUCACAAUUACUAGGUCGAAUACACUAGAGCGCUCUACGACGAGCACACGACUGCUAGACACAUAGACUGGGCAGGAUGAAGAACCGCGUCAUAUUCGUUGGUGUCGGAGGGGCGACAUGUUCGGGUAAGACUACCCUUGCCAAGCACCUGCGUAACCUCCUGCCAGGGAGCGUUAUCCUUCACCAGGAUGACUUCGCCCCACCGGAAGAGUUGAUCCCCGUCCAUUCGGAGUAUAAUGUACAAGACUGGGACAGUGCGGAGGGCGCGAUAGACUGGCCGAGGAUGGUCAAGACUCUAAAAGAGGUCAAAGAGACAGGUAUCAUUCCGCCGGAGCACUACUCUCAUGACCACCUCAACGAGCAGAAGGAUGUGCCGGUCGAACGUGAAAUAUCCGAACGGUGGAAAGAUACGUUCACUCGAAUAGCGAAGGAGCACGAAGAGCGGGGAGAACAGUUGAUCUGGGUGGUGGUUGACGGUUUCCUGCUCUACUGGCAUCCGGAAGUCGUGGGGCAACUCGAUGUGCGGGUAUUCCUCCGGGUGCCGCAUGACGUCCUGAAGCAACGACGACAUGAGAGGCACGGCUACCAUACCGCAGUUCAAUCCGAUCCAGAAGGCAGCCUGUGGCGAGACCCACCGAACUACUGGGAGCAGAUCGUAUGGCCAGCAUACGUUGGCGCGCACGCGGGGAUGGUGGAGGGCGGCGACGUCGAACACGGGCGCCCGAACGGAGCCGUUCCGGGGCUGAUCCUGAUCGACGGGCUGGAGAUGGGGUUGUCGGACACCGUCGAGAAGGUCUGUGCGCGGCUUGCGGAGGAAGCGAAGGAGGACAAGUGACUGAGGCGGACGGCCGACAGUGUGUCGAACAUAGAGAGCUUAUGACUAAAUGAUGUGUUGGUGCCCGUAGCUUGCCCGUAGCGUGCCCGGCAACGCUUGUUCCUCUGUUCGAAUCCGGUUCGAAUGCCCAAAUAUGAGUGCGGAUGCGGGGCUGGGCUGGGCUGGCCAAUGCGCGCACGCGAAUUCAUGUGGGAUGCGGGGUCCGAUUCGUCCGGGCGGUGGAUCCGGAGGCAGAGCGGAAUUCACAUGCCCUUCCGCGUCCUCGUGACAGUCAUCCCUAUAAGACCAUCUCGCUCACUGCGAUCGCCUGCAACCC